Molecule: messenger RNA, 2148 nt
Organism: Styela clava
Lineage: Eukaryota; Metazoa; Chordata; Ascidiacea; Stolidobranchia; Styelidae
Product: complexin-2-like
Biological process (GO): neurotransmitter transport; regulation of neurotransmitter secretion; synaptic vesicle exocytosis
Cellular component (GO): SNARE complex; terminal bouton
Molecular function (GO): syntaxin binding
Source: RefSeq, a predicted model, not a curated record
AAGUAAACAUCGGAGUAACUUCAAGACACAGCAGCAUAAGUUUGAAAAGUAGUUGAUAAUAUCAAACUCCCACAGAAAAUUUAGCAGAAGCUGCAAAAAAUAAAAAGGAAGAUGGAUUUCAUCGUAAAACAAGCAUUGGGAGGUGCAACAAAAGAUCUUAACAAACUUAUGGACGAAAAAAAGGAGGUUGAUCCAAAACAAGCGGAAGCGGAACGCGAACAACUUGAAGCACUAGAAGAGCAAGAAGCGGAAAGGAAAGCUAAGCAUGUGAAAGUGGAACAAGAAAGAGAAAUUGAACGUCAGAGAAUAAGAGAUAAGUAUGGUUUGAAAAGAAAAGAUCAAAUCGAAGCGGAAGAAGCAGCAGCGAGAGAAAGAGAGACGGCGGGAAGAUUAACGAGAAAUAAAUCAAUUCCACAAGAAGGAGAUGCUACCGCAGAACCAGAAGAAGAAACUUUAUUAAAUCAAGCCGAGAAAGCGUUUGGCGAGUUACAAGAAAAAGUUUCAACCGCCACUGAAAGUUGCAGCAUACAGUGAAAAUUAUUUUAUUCGAAAACAAACCUAAACUGGAUAAAUAUUCUAGUACAGACACAUGUGCUCUCGGCGACGAUUCACAAAUUUGUCACAUCUGAAAAUUAUUGAUUGCAUAAUUUUAAUACUGCUUAUAUUUAAAUCAUACGCGACGAACAAAGGCUAUGUAACCCUACUUGGCAUAGAUGAUUCAAAAUUUAUUCAUAUAAUUAUCAAAAACGAUUAAAAGGUAUUGAAGUUGGUGUUGAAUAUAGAUAGUUCACUUUAAACCAGAAUUUGGUCCAAUUAACUUCUACGGCUGUGACAUCUGGCAUCGGUAUAGAGUAACGUUACAUUUCGAUUUUCAAAUAUUUCUGAUUGGCCACUUUUAUCAUUGCCUCGCUAUUUGUAUUGCACAUAAUUUGCCACACUUGAUCCAUAAUAAAAAUGUUAUAUCCUUGAAAUUGAAAAGAUCUUUUCAAUUAGUGGUGAAUCGUUUAUCAUUUAUUGCAAUCAUUUAAUCUAUACUUAAUCGCACUGUUGUCUUUCUGUUUCCUUUGCAUUUAUACAAUGUAUUUUAACAUGCAUAUUUAUUUUUGUAAAUUUAUCUUAAAUGUCGCCAAUUUAUGUUGUAUAUUGAAUUACAUUUUCACAUAUAUACUCACAGUUUCGGUAUUGAGAUUUGAAUUUAUUUAAAAAGUUUGCGUACUCCCAAAAUUCAAAUGCAUUGUCGUUAGCAUAUUUUUUGUCCCUUUUACAUGCAGUAAUUUUCUUGAAAUCAAACUUUUCUCCUAAUGUUGUUUUUUUGAAGAUAUUCUAAUCUCAACAAUCCUUUAACAUUUGUAGACUUGUAGAAAAAUCGGAGAUUUGUCAAUAUUUAUAGAAAACCCGUUGUGGUUCGUUGUCUAGAUGCAAUGGCGUAAAUAGCCUUAGCGAACCUUCCGUCGGAUCACUAAAUAAUUGAGCAUUUUGACUGAUUCUCCGCUUUUGUUCGAUAUGGAAAUGUUACGUAACAAGCAAACCAAUAACAGACUUGACCUUUAAUAGGUUUUCACGUUUCUGUUUCGUGGAAAAUUUAUGAUCAUUAGCUCAUGAUGGAAUGCUCCAAAUAUUCUCAUAGCAAAUACUCCUAUUUUUUCGCUACAUCGGCGUUAAUAUAAUACCAAUACCGUUGUUGGGUACGGGUUAGCGUUUUUCAAAACAAUUAUAUUCUUCCAAUGUUCACAGUUAUUUUCAUUUUGCACUGAAUUUAUCCAUAUUCAAUAAUCAAUCUAGCAACGCCGCUACGUUAAUCUUUCAUUGUACUUUCUUUGUUGUCAUGAUUUCCUGAUUUUACUGUUUAAACAUCUUCAAUGAAUGGCUUUGUAUGAGCCCCUCUACAUCACCAACCAUUCUGUUGCCAUAUGCCUGUCAAAUUGCCACUCAUCUAUUUUCAGUUGUAGCUUCAAGUUCACGUUUAAAAUAGUCUGAAAGAAAUUGAGGCAUAAGCGAUUUUCUUGAUAAAAAUAAUAUAUAGACGAAGCGUUCAAUGCUUCGUAAGUGAAUAUUGUAAACGUAACUGCUGUGGGCUUGUAGAGAGUAACAUUCUUAUUAUGCAUGGUGCUUUUGAUGUCGAAAGAUAUGUAUGCUUUAAAUCCUAGA